AUGUUAGUCAUUAUAGAAUACAAAGGAAGGCAUGAUAACGCGGCACGGUACAUCCACUGGCAACUUUGUGGUAAAUGUGGAUUGGAAAGAGCUAAUAGCUGGUAUGAAGAGAAGCCGGAGGGAGUGGUGGAAAGUGAAAACUUCAAGAUACUGUGGGAUUUCACAGUCCAGUGUGAUCGGAAAACUGAGGCAACAAGACCAGACAUUGUCUUUACUGAUAAGAAGGAGAGAGAGGUUGUCAUAAUUGAUGUUGCCAUCCUGGGUGAUGACAGGGUGAAAGGUAAGGAACUUGAGAAGAUACAAAAAUACCAGUUACUGAAAGAUGAAAUUGUAAAAGUCUGGCGCAUACGAAAAGUCAUCGUAGUGCUUGUUGUUACUGGGGCCCUAGGAGCCGUAUCAGUCAUCUUUAAGGAGUACACGAAGCGAAUCGGCGUGAACGUGAGAUUGGGAGUUAUCCAGAAAACAGCAUUGUUGGGGACAGCAAAGAUACUAAGGAAAGUACUGUCCCUGUAAGAAGAAGGAAAAGAGAGACCUGGGACCCGUGGUGAUUUGUUGUAACCCGCUCCUAAGGACUAUAAACCAGGCCGAACAUCCUGCCCGAGUCUACAAGGAAUGGACAUAAUAAUAAUAUUGUAGUGCUGGAAAAGGAGGGGGGCGUACUUCAUUGUCAAUGUAGCUUGCUCUUAUAAUACACGGGUACUGAGAAAGAGACAUGACGAAGAUCGACCACUAUCAGGACUUAAAAGUGGAAGUGCAAAUGAUCUGGAACUGCAGAAGUGUGUCUGUCAUCCUUAUUGUGAUUGGAGCUCUUGGGGCUGUGAGUAA
This is a messenger RNA of Porites evermanni, 825 nucleotides long. The record is from the annotation of a GenBank genome assembly. NCBI's taxonomy places the organism in Eukaryota, Metazoa, Cnidaria, Anthozoa, Scleractinia, Poritidae.